GGAUCUCAGUCUGUCCACAGGUCUCGAGUAGAGCAGAUACCAACCAGCAAACUACUUUUACUCCCUGUUUGCACUCUCUCUCUAAACUUUCAUCGUUUUCAGACACUCAUAAUCACAGCAAACACCAAUCGAAAAAGCUGCUUUGGCAAGCAACGAGUUCUUCUAGAUUGUGCAAUAACCACUUGCUUAUAGUUGAACCGUUAUGACUAAAACUUUGGGUAUUUACCCAACCAAUAAACCCAAUACUGUUCAAUCGGAAGAGUGGCGAUAGCAGUUUCAAGUGUGGUGCUGUAAAAUUAUACAUGUACUUUUUCUCGCUCGGAAAAUAAGGACUUGAAUCGCAUCGUAUCGCACAUAAACCAAUGAUGAAGCGCUAUAAAUGGAAGUUGUGGCUGGGAAGCCAUCCAACAAUUACAAGUUUACUGGUUAUUUCUCUCAUCCUCACGCGUAAUUGCGAUGUGGUCAAUGCAGUCACGACUCCAAAUAAUAGCAACAUGGGCAGCAACGUAGUGGAAGCCACUGCUAAUCCGGUGGCAAAGUCGUCCACUGCCACCAAGACUACAGCCAUUUCAUUAAAAGCCCAACAACUGCAGAUGCUGAGGGAGAAGAAUUUGAACAAGGACAAUCAUGCCAGUGAAGGCUAUGCCGCAGAAUGGGAAUAUCUGGGAAGUGGGUUGGCCGAGCUUGAUACUCCAUCCGAAAAGACGCCACAACUUUCUCCGUCAUCAUUUCACAAGUUUGCCUUUGCUGAUCCCUAUAAUCUGUCCCCUUCACGAAGAAUUGGUCCUGCAACGUGGCUGGAUGUCACCAAUGGGAACUGGUGGCUGUUUGGUGGACAAGGACCCACAACCAACCAAAGUGCACCUGUGAACUACUUAAGUGACUUGUGGGUGUAUGCUCCUCCUCCAUCAUUCCCAAAAGGUAGCACCCCCGCAGAUCGGGAUGACCCAUCGCACUGGAAACUUGUCUAUCGUCCAGAGAAUGAUGGGGACGGCCCGCUGUCUGUGCAUCAGGAAGACGUGGUAUUUCCGCUCAUGUGUGGGAGUGAAAGUAGCGGACAUCUGGCUCUAUUUAAGGGAGGACAAAAUUGGGCCGGUGGUGCAAAUACUGCAUCCUCAGCGACGGACAACAACAACGCAUUGUUUAGCGAGGAUGGAGUUGUGUGGGUGUCCGACAUUCCAAAAAGUUUCAAAGCGUUGCCAAGAAAGAGAGGAGUAAAAUCUGGAGGAGACGGAAGUGGGUGCCGCAGAACGGGAGGAGGUAGGCGCCGUUCGUCCUGUAACUCGACGAUGGCAGCGGAAGAGGAAGGAGGAUUACAGUGGACUUCAUACAUCUGCUGUGAUGCAUGUCUGCCCGAUGGAAACUCAACAUUUGAUUUUUGUCCACAAUUCUCCCACAAACCUAUUCUCUGGUGCAACCAAGACUCGAUCAUGGCUUUCCAACUACUCCCACCAGUCUCGGGACCUCCUUCGAUAACGUCAAAACCAAAACGUGAGAUAUCAUCUGUGGCCAGCGGCGAACCAACGUCUACUUUUUCUUCAUCCACAUCCUCCACCACUUUCAUUUCCCAGAGCCAAAUCCCCAAAGUAAGUCAACAAGGAAAUUUCUCAGAACAAGAAGAGUCGUCUCGUCGUUCUAAUGCCAAAAUGGGAAAGGCCAGCAGCAACUCGACUCAGUCUCAUAUUUCUCUCGCAACUCCAUUCCUCCUACUUCCAGAAUGGAUGAAAAAUGGUGGCAAUUCACAAGGGGAGGGUCAGCCAGAAAAAUUGCGAGGCGGUGAACGCAACACCAUACAAGAAGAUAAUGAGAAAAGGACGACGGAAGACAAUGGUAGCAGUAUCGAAGGAGGAGAGGAGAAAGUAGCCAUGAAACCGCAGCAGCAGGAGAACCAAAGUGGGGCUGAAGUAUUUCUCACGUCAAGAGCCAGCACCCUUAGCAAUGCCAGAAGCAAUGCUACCACCACUUUUGGUGUUGGUGUGGAGAGGAAUCUGCUAGUAAAUUGGUGGAAAUUCGAUUUGACUGCUAGAGAAUGGAUGAAAAUGCCGGAAGUAAACCUGAGCAGUAUGAGCAAAGCUACUGUUGAACAAAUCCGUGCUGGCAACUGCCGAAGUGUAAGCGACUCGGUCUUCCUCUACAUCUUAUGUCCAACUAAGACCAAUUUAUUGGACCGGUCCCUAUUCCUAUUUGACCCCAACACAAGUUCUAUCCACUCACUUGGAACGAUUCACUUAAAUAACGCAUUUUUCCAUGACAGAAAAGUGUGGCAGUUGGGGCGUUCCGCCCUUCACGCAUUACGAAGUGACAAUCAAUCUGUGAUCUUUCUUGCGUACAACAAACUUUUAGAUCUGUGGGUUCACGACCAUUCAUCAAACCAGAUCACCCCGGUGGAAAAUGUUUGGCGAGGUUCCAGCCUUCAUGCGUUUCAACACACAUCAUCGUUCUACAAACUUUCCGUUGUCUUCCCUCCUCCCUCCUCGUCCAGUGGCAGUGGUGGUGCUGGGGAGGACAAAAGAAAGGAGCACACGACGUUUAUGGUCAACCCACGCUCUUUUACAAAGCUCUACAAUUUCCAAGAUCCCUACCCCGAUGGUCACUUUAAGAUCACCAUUGUCACUGAUCGCUCCGUUUUCCUUCCAUCCAGAGACGCUCCAACUUUGAUUAAUUCAACUGAUUUUCCCGAUAAAUCGCUGUUGAAGGAGAGAAAUGAAACUCUUGUGGCCAUCACAAAGACGCAGAGUUUGUCUUUGGUAGAAAUGUUGACUAAAGGAAAGCAAAAGAAGAAUACGGAUAAAACGCCAUUCCCAGAACAAGAGAAAGAUCGGGUGCACGAUCAAAGAAUCCAUUCACAAAUCUCCAUUACCAAUCCAAAUACAAAACCUUUUAUUGGUGAAAGUAGCAGCCAACAACACGUGGAGCAUGACGAUGAAAGUCACAAACAAAAAGAUAAAACAGAGCAUCUAGACCACCACCACAUCGAGGACGGAAGACCGAAGACGCUGGAAGGUGCGGGUGGUGGAUUAUCAAAAUCUCAAGACUUAAGUUCUUACAUGAACAUGGUUUCGGCAGGAGUGGUGGCAGUGGUUGGUGAAAGUAGGAGUCGAGAGGGAGAUCAGGUAUCUAUCAGCAGGAGCAGUAUGGACAACACGGAGAAAUCAACCAGAAAAACAGCCGGAGCAACAGUAUCAGACGUACAGAACAGUCGCGAAGAAAAAACCCAUGAAACAAGUCAAUCGAAAUCUAAUCCUGGUCUCAGCACUCUGAAAAACUAUAACAAAACCAAUAAUUUAUCGGUUAAAGCUGGCGGUGUGGAUGUCCAAGUGAUUUCAGGGAAACAGAAUAAGAGGAUCCUUGGCGUAAAAAGGACGACGAAAACUGCAAUGCCCGAGACCACAAACAACAAGAUCGAUUCUCCACACUCAAAUUCUCCGCAUCCAGCACCCAUAACAAGCACGACCAAAGAUGAAGCAGCGGAUAUUGGUGGUGAAAGUCGUCGGGGAGACUCUGCUAAUGAAAUGAGAUCUCUUGUUGGCCGUGGCUCAUUACCAGUAAAUAAUGAAAGUAACGGGAAACCACUGCUACCACAAGCACAUACGACUUUCACUUUUGGAGAAAGUCAGAAUCACGCCAACUUCAAUUCAGGAGCAGAACCCCGAGUUUUGGCUGUUGUGAGGACAGGCAUGCAACUCACCGAAAAGAUGACUUCCAGGAACUCUGAUCAUCGCCAUCCAUCCACCCUCACGUCUUCCAUUAUGCCACAAGUAACCACGGCCUCGCCAAAUGCGACCAAGUGGUGGAGAAGUGGCGGUGGUGGUGGUGGUGCGGAUCAUCAAGCCAACUUCUCCAAGAAUGGAGUUAAUUUGUCCAUGACAUCAUCAACUCCUCUCGAGGCUUCAACAUUAAAAGUUGCUCCAGGCAGUGGAGGUCGUAGCGGAGGGCAAGAACGAGAGUCAUUACCAGCCAAUUUGGAAACAAAAACCAACCAGUUCAAGAAUUCUUCAACUUGGACCCUGCCCAAAAGUGUUAAUCAUUCCUCUUCUACAGUCAUGACCGAGGAGGAGAUGGAUGGAGAAAAUCAUAACACCAACCACCAUGACCAAGAGCGUGAUGAGCCAAAUCUGGAAAAUAAUUACGUCUCUCCUCGACGAACGGGGAAGUGGGGAUCUCGAAAUAGGAAAAAUAAUAAUGACGUGGACGUGAAGAAGGGCUUAAUGAGCCACUCGGCGUCGUUGUCGUUGCCGUCUGAUGGCAACGGUGGUAAUGAAAGUAGCUUUAUGGGUGAUAUGGCUGGUGGUGGGCAUCAUCUGACUUCUUAUGGCUCCUCAAUCCUGAUUGAUUCCUCACAAAGCGAUCAGAAGAUGCAGCAGUCAGUCGAUGGGGAAUCCUUAUUCAGAGGUGAAGAGGACGAAGAGGUUGGCUAUUCGUCAUAUUCUACCUUCGGCUCCCUCAUUUUCUUUUCACUUUCAAUCUCGAUUUUCGCAUCUUUCGGACUAUUUGUGUUCGUCAGGCGAUGUGUCAGGUGUCCCUCGACGAGUGAAAGUGUCUUACUCAAGGAGCCACCCAUCAGGUACUCGGUCGUCCCUGACGAACUCUAUCCUCACACACCCCUCGUCUAAGGUUUCAAGUUUUUUCAAACUUUAUAUGCAUACAUUUCUACAUGCAGAGCAAAUGAGGGCUAUACGUCGCAACCGUUAUACGGUCUCAAUCAAUCAGCGUGCACAAAAUGUGAAAAUCAUUUUGACUGUGAAUCUACUAAAUAUGAUACAAACAUGCUAAAAUAUGUAUAUUUAGUGAAUGACUUAGAAAUUGAUGUUGCCAAACUUUCUUUACUAAUUCCAAAAUACGCGCAUUAUAUAAGUCAAAUAAUGUAAAAAUAAUAAUGUGUAAACAAUGUAUAAUGAAUGAACGAAUGACUAUAAAAUGUUAUAUAUUACACUGGUGUAUCUAGAUAGUUUGAUUGCGAUUCCUGAAUAUAAAACAAUAUUGGCUACCCUGUUCGUGUUAAUAACAAUCAGAGAACAAUUUAUAUAUACAUUUAAUGUAUGCAUGUAUGUACGUGUGUAUGUAGAUACUUGUAGUACGAAUUGUAUUUUUGCAACAAUAUAAUCCUCAAACGUAUGUACAAAGUAUGAGCGCAUCGUUGCAAUUUCAGAGAUCAGAGAAGCACAAGCCAUCAUCAUACCACGAAACAGUAUUAAAUACAUUAUAUACACACAGCCCACGAAAAGAAAGUAUCUUUUCAUCCUGUGUAAUCUACUUAUCUUAAUGUUAUAAGAUCCUCAAACUUAUUAAAAAAUCACAAUAGAUAAAACAAUGCAUUGCGCAUUGGUUAGCCAAUUUUUAUCGUAAAUAAGAAGUAGCGUAGGCUAACUUAUUUAUACCUACACAUGUACGACUUCUAUAUAAAACGUAGGUAAUACACAUACAUGACUAUUCGUAAAGAAAAAUUAAAAUUUAUUUGAUAAAUAAAAGUACAUAAACGUAUACACAUGAUUACAGCUUUUAUUUUUA
Molecule: messenger RNA, 5508 nt
Organism: Folsomia candida
Lineage: Eukaryota; Metazoa; Arthropoda; Collembola; Entomobryomorpha; Isotomidae
Exons: 6
Coding region: 363-4613 (1416 amino acids)
Source: RefSeq, a predicted model, not a curated record